Molecule: messenger RNA, 1368 nt
Organism: Cynocephalus volans (Philippine flying lemur)
Lineage: Eukaryota; Metazoa; Chordata; Mammalia; Dermoptera; Cynocephalidae
Gene: SELPLG
Product: selectin P ligand
Exons: 1
Coding region: 1-1368 (455 amino acids)
Biological process (GO): leukocyte tethering or rolling
Cellular component (GO): plasma membrane
Source: RefSeq, a predicted model, not a curated record
AUGCCUCUGCAACUCCUCCUGCUGCUGAUCCUGGUGGGCCAUGGCAGCAGUCUCCAGCUGCAGGACACCUGGGAAGAUGGAGCUAAGGAAGCCCCAGGCCCCUUGCUUGCCCGGGACCGGAGACAGGUGGCCAUGGAUGAAAACGGGGAUGAGGACUAUGACCUGUACAUCACAGAACCUCCAGAAACACUUGAAAAUUACACCUUGGUUGAGAUGGGAAAUUUGGGACAGAGAGGUUCAGCAGGGCCUGGAACCCCUGAGCCAGUCUCUGUGGAGGCUGCCACAAGAGACUCUGCUGCCCCAAACACAGGAGGGGCAGCCAUGGGCAAUCUAAGCACAGAUCUGGCUGCACAGUGGAUUCCAGUCACACUGGACCCUCUGGUCACAGAGCUGGUUGCUGUAAUCAGUCCCAUCACAAAGGCUCCAUCCAACCAGGGGACUCUAUCCAUGGAGCUGACCACCACGGAGGCCCUGUCCAUGGGUCCAGCAGCCACAGAGGCACGGACCACUCAACCAGCAGCCACGGAUGCCCUGUCCAUGGGUCCAGUGGCCACAGAGGCACAGACCACUCAACCAGCAGCCACGGAUGCCCUGUCCAUGGGUCCAGUGGCCACAGAGGUACAGACCACUCAACCAGCAGCCACGGAUGCCCUGUCCAUGGGUCCAGUGGCCACAGAGGCACAGACCACUCAACCAGCAGCCACAGAGGCCCUGUCCAUGGGUCCAGUGGCCACAGAGGCACAGACCACUCAACCAGCAGCCACAGAGGCACAGACCACUCAACCAGCAGCCACCGAGGCCCUGUCCAUGGGUCCAGCAGCCACAGAGGACUUGUCUACAGAACCAGCUGUCACAGAAGUCCCUUCCACAGAGCCCACUGACACAGAGGCCCUGUCCACAGAGCCCACUUCCAUGAGAGAUCUGGCCACAACCUUUCUUGUGCCCUCGGUUACUCACAAGGGUACCACUGUGGCACCCAGCACUUUGUCUGACAUAGUCAAAAGGAAAUAUGGGAAGGUCUUUCCCACUGGGAGCACUGUGGCCUCCAGCCCCACAGAAGCCCUGGACUGCAUCCCUGUGAAGCAGUGUCUGCUGGCUAUCCUCAUCCUGGCCCUGGUGGCCACCGUAUUCCUCGUGUGCACUGUGGUGCUGGCUGUCCGCCUCUCCCGCAAGACCCACAUGUACCCCGUGCGCAAUUACUCCCCCACCGAGAUGGUCUGCAUCUCGUCCCUGCUCCCUGACAGGGGUGAUGGGCCCCCCACCAUGGCCAAUGGGACCCUGCCCAAGGCCAAGAGCCAGGGCCUAAUGGCGGAGCCCAGUGAGGACCGCGAUGGAGACGACCUCACCCUGCACAGCUUCCUCCCUUAG